Molecule: messenger RNA, 744 nt
Organism: Gongylonema pulchrum
Lineage: Eukaryota; Metazoa; Nematoda; Chromadorea; Rhabditida; Gongylonematidae
Source: the annotation of a GenBank genome assembly
AUGGCCGAGACAGAAGAUGUGCUCGGUGAUUUGCCGGAAAGUGCUAAGACGUCCGAGAUUGUGUCAGAGGCACGAAUGCAAAUCAAAGCAAUUGAUGGACAUGAGGGAGCGUUGAUUGAAAAAGGCAAAUACCAAGGUCGCGUGAUGGGCCUGUUCACCAGUGGCGGCGAUGCGCCUGGAAUGAACAGUGCGGUACGAGCAGUGGUACGAAUGGGGCUGUACCUUGGCUGCAAGGUGUACUGUAUUCACGAAGGCUAUCAGGGUAUGGUGGAUGGUGGACGAUUUAUUCGUGAAGCGAGCUGGGAAACAGUCUCAGAUAUCAUCCAGAAAGGUGGCACUGUGAUUGGAUCGGCACGAUGCAAGGCUUUUAUGCAGCGAGAGGGACGCCUAAAAGCAGCCGCAAAUCUGAUACAGCACGGAAUCUCGGCGCUGGUCUGUAUCGGUGGCGACGGAUCACUAACCGGUGCCAAUACGUUUCGGAACGAGUGGCCCAGUUUAAUCGAGGAAUUGCUACAGAAAAAGUUGAUCACCGAGGAACAGGCUGGAAAAUGUAAAUCGAUCCAAAUCGUCGGGAUUGUGGGUUCCAUCGAUAACGAUUUUUGCGGCACCGAUAUGACCAUUGGAACGGAUACCGCUUUGCAUCGAAUCACCGAAGCCGUUGAUUCGGUCCGAUCGACGGCGCACAGUCAUCAACGAUCAUUUGUGAUUGAGGUACUUUUUCACGGAACUUUUUAUUUUUUUUAA